Molecule: messenger RNA, 336 nt
Organism: Penicillium griseofulvum
Lineage: Eukaryota; Fungi; Ascomycota; Eurotiomycetes; Eurotiales; Aspergillaceae
Exons: 4
Coding region: 1-336 (111 amino acids)
Source: RefSeq, a predicted model, not a curated record
AUGUCUUCCGCCCCUGCUAAGAGAGAGUUCCUCUGCAUUCUGCCCGAUAAGCCCGGCGCGCAGGCCAAGCGUCUCGAGGUUCGCCCUAACCACCGCGAGGGUGUUAUGCCACAUGUUGCGUCUGGUGCUAUUGUUGCCGGUGGCGCAAUGCUCAAUGCCCACCCCGCUGAUGGAGAGGUUCCUUCCUUCAAGGGAAGCAUGAUCCUUGCUGUUGCGGAGAAUGAAGCCCAAGUGCUUGAGCUUAUUAACAAGGAUAUCUAUACCACUUCUGGUGUGUGGGAUAUGGAGAAGGCUCAAAUUAUCCCGUUCAAGUCUGCCGUUCGUGAGGCUUUGUAG